AUGUCAUCAUCAUCAACAAUAUAUAGUGGAGGAGGAGGAGGAGGAGGUAGUAGUAACAGCAGCAGUAACAAUAACAACAGUAGUAGCAAUAUAAGUAGUAGUGGUAAACAUUCAUCUUCGUCAUCUAAACACUCUAGUAAGAGCAACUCACAUGAUGACUCUUCAGCAAGAGAUGCUCGGCAAAAGUCCAAAGAGAUAGACAAGAACCUCAGGAAAGAAGCUCAUACCAACAGGCUCAUAAAGUUACUAUUACUAGGUGCAUCAGACAGUGGCAAGUCUACAUUAUUCAAACAGAUGAAGUUGAUCAAGGAGAAUGGAGGCUUCACAGAGAAUGAGUAUAAGGAGAGUAGACAGCUUAUAUUUGAGAACAUUGUCAGUCAGAUGAACCUAUUACUCGAUGCCAUGUACACAUCAAUUGAUAACAUUAAUAAUAAUAUUAGCAAGAGCAACAACCUCAUUGACAUCAAUAAUAAUAAUAAUAAUAAUAACAAUAAUAAUAAUGGAAGUGGAAGUAGUAGUAGUAGUAAUGGCGAUAAUAUUGGAAUAACUUCCUCAACACCAACAACUACAUCUACUACAAGUACAACUACAACUACUACAACAACAACUACAACACGACAACAACAUAUGAUGUACUUUGAGGAUCCAAUCAAUUUGGAAAGGGCGGCACGUAUUAAACACGCUGGCGAGCUACUCAAUCAAUUGAGUCUGAUAUCAUGGACGGCAGUGAUAUCCGACAUCAAGACACUGUGGCAAUCAAACGAGAUACAGCGACAGUUCAAUCAAAUAUACAAUCAUAGCAAUGCGAGCAACCCCGAUGGCCAGAUGCCGGCCGCCCUACAAUUAAACGAUUCAGCAUCAUAUUUUUUCAACAACCUAGACUCCUAUACUACCGAUUCAUUCAUACCAACCGAGCAAGAUAUACUACGAGUGCGAGCAAAGACUACAAGCGUCAUCGAGGAAGACGCAGAGUUCAGAGGACUGAAGUUUAGAAUGGUGGACGUAGGUGGACAAAAGACAUAUAGAAGGAAAUGGAUACAUUGCUUCGAUAAUGUUUAUGCAGUACUGUUUGUAGCGCCACUGAAUUGUUACGACCAGGUGAUGGAGGAGGACCCAACGACCAACCGUAUGAAGGACUCGCUGCAACUGUUCAACGAGAUAUCCAACAGCGCCUACUUCCAGAACAGCGUGCUCAUACUCUUUUUGAACAAGAUCGAUCUGUUCAAGCAGAAGAUCAAGCGCAUCCCGCUGGCCAACUACCUUGACGGCUUCACUGGGACGGCCGGGUCGACAAAGGCUGGCGCGACAUUCAUUGCCGAUCUCUUUAAGAAGCAGAUCAAGCACAAGCGACCCCUGUACAUCCACUUCACAUGCGCCAUCGACACGUCCAAUGUCCGUUUCGUCUUCCAAUCAAUCAUUGACGACAACAUCAAGAAGUCAUUGGAGACCUUUUAUUGA
Acytostelium subglobosum LB1 is the source of this 1458-nucleotide messenger RNA. RefSeq lists its product as hypothetical. Lineage: Eukaryota; Evosea; Eumycetozoa; Acytosteliales; Acytosteliaceae. Gene Ontology annotation, biological process: adenylate cyclase-modulating G protein-coupled receptor signaling pathway. Gene Ontology annotation, cellular component: heterotrimeric G-protein complex. Gene Ontology annotation, molecular function: GTPase activity; G-protein beta/gamma-subunit complex binding; guanyl nucleotide binding. Bases 1 to 1458 code for a protein of 485 amino acids. The transcript has 4 exons. The record is from RefSeq and is a predicted model, not a curated record.